AAGCGGUGAAGUGUGUGAAAUUUGGGCUGAGGAAGGCGUGAUCUUCCGCGUUAGUACCUGCUGCAGGCUGCAUCAGUUGAGCGAAGAGUGUGACUGCGAGACCUCCUCAAAACUGAGACACUGAGUUGACUCAUGUAGCUACAUGUUGUAAUUUGGUGAUAACGGAGAGAGAAAGAGGAAAUUAGUUUUUCCGUGGUCGCCUCUUCUGCUUUAGCGAGUUUAAUAGUGUAGGACCGGCCGGAGGAGAACACAAUAAGGUGAGAUGAGGGACAGACUGUGUGAGCUGCACACCUCCAAGCCUGCAGAGGAGGAGUGCAGACCUGAGGAGAACCACAGCCACACCACUGAUGAUGAGGGGCAUCUGGAGCAGCAAGCCAUCGUGUUUGAGGGGGAGGACGUGAUGGACAGCCUCUUCAAAGACACCCAGGCAAUAAGGAAGGAGCUGCAGCUGCUCAAACUGGAUGUGAAGCGUCUCGGGAAACAGAACACCAGGUUCCUCACAUCUGUCAGAAGGAUCAGCAGCAUCAAACGUGACUCCAAUGCACUCGGGCGGGACAUUAAGGCCAAAGGGGAGGCCAUUUAUGCACGGGUGGAGAAGCUGGGGAAGCUGAGCAAAGAGAUGGAGGAGGAGCACGGGCCUACAUCAGCUGUUGCUCGCAUGGUGCGUUCACAGUAUGUUUCUCUAUCCAACGCCUUCCACGAAGCCAUGUCUGAGUACAACGAGGCUGAGAUGGUCCAGAAGGAGAACUGCAAGACCCGCAUCCAGAGGCAAGCGGAGAUCAUGGGCAAGGAAGUGAGCAGGGAGCAGAUUGACGAGAUGAUCGAGACGGGCAAAUGGAACGUCUUCUCAGAUAAUCUCCUCCUGGAGGGUAGGACUGCCAGAUCUGCUCUCAAUGAGAUCGAGAACCGGCACAAGGAGUUGCUGGAGCUUGAGGGCCGCAUCAGGGACAUUCAAGAGCUCUUCUCCCAGAUGGCCCUGCUGGUGGAGGAGCAGGGCUGCAUGCUGGACAACAUAGAGGCGAAUGUAUGUGCCACUCAGGACUAUGUUGUCAAGGCCACAGUUCAGAUCAAGAAGGCUGUGAAAUACAAAAAAAACAAUCCAUGCAAGAAACUCUUUUGUUGUUGCUUCCCUUGCUGCAAAUGAGACAGCAUCAGUGUUAUUUUUAAAUCGAGAUUAGACACAAAUCAGCUUCCAAUGCAAAGAUGCCUGUAAUAUUAUGCUUCAGUUUGUGUAUUUAUUUAGCUCAAACGAAUCAGGGUUUUUAAACAGUAGUACAAUCUAGGUCUGAGGAAAGGCCUCCAUUUCAAACCACACGUCCAUAUGCAAAUGUACAUAGCGAGAUUAGGGUGUUGCAUUUCCUGAUUGCUACUGAGAACAGCUUUGCAUGAUUACUGUAAAGCGAUCUAAGCUAUAAUUUAAUGCACAAGUCUCAGGUUUAAACUUUGUAAUGUUGUAUGAGAUAUUUAAGUAAUGUAAAUAAAUGCCUUAAGAGUGGCUUUCUAA
Micropterus salmoides (largemouth bass) is the source of this 1504-nucleotide messenger RNA. It is a transcript of the gene stx11a, whose product is annotated as syntaxin 11a. Gene Ontology annotation, molecular function: SNARE binding; SNAP receptor activity. Lineage: Eukaryota; Metazoa; Chordata; Actinopteri; Centrarchiformes; Centrarchidae. Gene Ontology annotation, cellular component: endomembrane system; presynaptic active zone membrane; plasma membrane. The transcript is spliced from 2 exons. Bases 263 to 1144 code for a protein of 293 amino acids. Gene Ontology annotation, biological process: intracellular protein transport; exocytosis; synaptic vesicle fusion to presynaptic active zone membrane. The record is from RefSeq and is a predicted model, not a curated record.